AUGCCUGCUGGCAAGGCCAACAAGCACCAGAUCUUGCAACUAUGCAAAAUUGGGGCUGACUACCUAUCAAAGGUAAAGAACUAUUCAGAAGUGACUGAGUUUAUCCUACUCGGAAUCCCCCAUACAGAGGGUCUGGAGAAAGUGCUCUUUGGGAUCUUCCUAUUCAUCUACAUCUUCACCCUGCUGGGGAAUUUCCUCAUCCUUGUGGCCAUCAUCUCUUCCUCUCGUCUUCACACACCCAUGUAUUUCUUCUUGGGACUCCUAUCUACUUUUGACCUGUUUUUUCCUUCAGUGAGUUCUCCCAAAAUGCUGGUCUUUCUCUCAGGUAAUAGCCGAGUCAUCUCUUAUAAGGGUUGUGCUUCCCAGCUCUUCUUCUAUCAUUUUAUGGGAUGCACUGAGGGCAUUUUAUACUCUGUGAUGUCCUAUGACCGUUUUGUUGCCAUCUGUCACCCACUGCGCUACACAGUCAUUAUGAACCCCAGACUUUGUGUUUUCCUUGCUGCAUGUACCACAUUGAUAGGCUGCAUCCAUGCCACUAUACUGACAUCACUCACCUUCCAGUUGCCUUACUGUGGCCCCAAUGAAGUAGACUAUUACUUCUGUGACAUUCCUGCCAUAAUACCACUGGCUUGUGCUGACAACUCACUGGUCCAGAGGGUGGGUUUCACUAAUGUUGGUCUUCUGACUGUAACAUUACUUUUCACUAUUCUUGUCUCCUAUACCCACAUUGGGAUAGCCAUUUUGAGAAUCCGUUCAGCUGAAGGCAGGAGCAAAGCUUUUUCUACCUGCAGUGCCCACCUUGCUGCAAUCAUAUGUGCCUUUGGACCAAUUAUUAUCAUCUAUUUUCAGUCCACACCCAACCCUUUACUUGGUGCUGUAGUUCAAAUUUUGAAUAACAUUGUCUCACCUAUGUUGAACUCCUUAAUCUAUUCUCUCAGGAACAAGGAAGUAAAAAGAGCCUUGAAAAGAGUUUUAUUAAAAAGAUAUCUUUCAGUAUCAGUCGAACAUGUUUCCCCUUGGACAUGUAAGUUCACCCAGUUUCAUUCUGCUUUUAUUGAGAAAAGAAUGGGGAGCCAUCAAUCAAGUGACAACAUAGUCCAAUAAUAUAAAUAAGUGGAUUUAAGAGUUUGGGGUUAUUAUAACCUCUGGAUGGGCAAAUGGACACUUUGAAAGAAGAGAAUUAAUGAGCUUUUACACAGAGAUACACAGACACACAUAAAAACAAAGGCUUACAUACUGAAUCACAUUCUGUGAAACACUCAGCUCAGCUUUUUCUAUGACAAGGUGUUGGCUGAUUUAGAAGCUGUGUGUUAUAAAAUUCUGGGCUUAUAAUAAGGAAGACCUUGGUUCAAAUAAAGAAUUUGAUAUUUAGUUUUGUGAGGAUUGACAAAGCAUUUUGACUUUUUGACAGUGAGAUUUCUUAACUAUGACAUAGAGACAAUAAAAUUUGUAGCAUGGUCAUGACAAUAUUUUGAGACUCGAGAUAAUUUUAUAAACCAUUUUAUAAACUUUAAUAGAACUUAAAAUUAUAAGUAUGUGGAGGUAGCUGGAUAACUCGGUGGAUUGAAAUCCAGGCCUAGAGAUGGGAGGCCAUAGGUUCAAAUCUGGCCUCAGGCACUUCCUAACUG
Messenger RNA from Monodelphis domestica (gray short-tailed opossum), 1628 nucleotides. Its product is annotated as olfactory receptor 10N1-like. Lineage: Eukaryota; Metazoa; Chordata; Mammalia; Didelphimorphia; Didelphidae. Gene Ontology annotation, biological process: G protein-coupled receptor signaling pathway. Gene Ontology annotation, molecular function: olfactory receptor activity; G protein-coupled receptor activity. Gene Ontology annotation, cellular component: membrane. The record is from RefSeq and is a predicted model, not a curated record.